This is a messenger RNA of Ananas comosus (pineapple), 771 nucleotides long. RefSeq lists its product as uncharacterized. NCBI's taxonomy places the organism in Eukaryota, Viridiplantae, Streptophyta, Magnoliopsida, Poales, Bromeliaceae. The transcript has a single exon. The record is from RefSeq and is a predicted model, not a curated record. The coding region runs from base 1 to 771 and encodes 256 amino acids.
AUGUUGGCUCAAGAGGGUGUCGAGCGACUUGCGCCCCCUGUCGUAAUACCGAAUGCGACCAAGGGUGUGGCUGCGGCGGCUAUACCAUUCGCGGUGGUGGCAGCCGGUUCGGGAACCUCAAAUCCCGAAGGUGCGGCCAUGGAGGCGGCGAGGGAGCGUGCACUUGCGGCCCUCGUGAUAUUUACGAAGUUUAAUCCGCCUAUGUUUGACGAAAAAAAGGUGGAGCUGUGGAUGGUGGAGUCAUGGAUCGACUCGAUGGAAACACUCUUUGAGGAUAUCUAUACUUUGGAGAAGGAUAAAGUGCACCUUGCCACGCAUUGUUUAGAGAAGGCGGCGAAGGUGUGGUGGAAAAGAGUGAAGCGCGAUCGACCUUCCAACCUUCUGCCUAUGGUUUGGAAGGAGUUUCGGGGGUUAGUGUUUACAAAUUACUUCCCCGAUAGUGAGAAGAAGAAGCUUCAGGAUAAAUUUCGGAAGCUAAGACAGGGAGACCGCUCGGUGGGGAAAUAUGAGCAGGAGUUUUUCCACAUCAUUGAUUGUGUCCCAGAUGUAGUUCGGGAUGACAAGGACAUGGCCGGGUGGUUCUUGCGGGGACUUCGGCCGAAGAUUUAUGAGGCGGUGCAGAUCCUUAAGCUCACGACCUUUGCGGAGGUUUUGGAUCGGGCGUUGUGGGCGGAGUACGGCAGUGCAUAUGCGCGCGGGAGCGCGAGUCUAUGGAAAAGGAAAGGGAUAAAGGGAAGAAGCGAACUGCGAGUGGUACCAGGGAUCGGUUGA